Gambusia affinis (western mosquitofish) is the source of this 1252-nucleotide messenger RNA. RefSeq names its product jeltraxin-like. The transcript is spliced from 5 exons. The coding region runs from base 90 to 770 and encodes 226 amino acids. NCBI's taxonomy places the organism in Eukaryota, Metazoa, Chordata, Actinopteri, Cyprinodontiformes, Poeciliidae. The record is from RefSeq and is a predicted model, not a curated record.
CACAACAAGAAUCAACAUCCAAGGUAAGAAUUGACAAACUUUACACGGCUUUGAAGUAAAAUCUAACAUACUAAAAGGACUAAGGAUUCAUGACAACUAUGAUGCUGCUCUUGAUGCUGCUGGUGACAUCAUGUACUGCCAUUCCUCAAAAUCUUUCAGAGAAGAUGUUCACCUUCCCACAAGAAACCGACACAGCACACGUUAGGUUGACAACAUCAAGACAAAAUUUACAGGCUGUGACUGUCUGUCUCAGGUUCUUUACAGACCUCAAAAGAAAUCACGCCCUUUUCUCGUUGUCUCUACCCUCUUUUCACAAUGCCUUUUUGUUUUACAAUUUGGCCAGCUUAGAUUCUUUUCAAAUGUGGGUAAGGAACAUAUUCACAAGUUUUGAAGGCCUGGACCUCAAGCUGAACAAGUGGCAAUCAGUUUGCGCAACAUGGGAUUCUACGUCUGGCUUGGCUCAACUGUGGGUGGAUGGAAACCCUUCAAGCAGGAAAUUUACCAGCUCUGGAUCCAGUAUCAAUGGACCAAUUAUAAUUGCUUUAGGACAGGAUCAAGAUUCACACGGUGGUAGAUUUGAUGCCAAACAAUCAUUUAUCGGCAUGAUGUCAGAUCUCCAUAUGUGGGAUUACACACUUUCACCCUGUGAGAUCCGGAAAUAUGCGAAGGACUUUUGUUAUGCAGAAGGAAAUGUGUUGAACUGGAAUUCACUGGAAUUCCAGAUUAUAGGAAGGGUGCUGAUCGAGAAUAAACAGAAUACUUGUCAGUAAAUCCUCCUUUCUAUAAAUUUAUGUAGCACACAAUAAUUGGUCAAUUGUAUGUUAUGAACAAAAAUGACUCUAUUCUUUCUAUUUCAACAUGAUUAAUAUGUUUAAUUCAUUAGACUAAUCAUUUUGUUACAUGUUGUCAAAUUCUUUAAUACUGUUUUUUAAAUUUCACCCCAGAUUCAAUGCUGAAUGUUUUACCAAAAAAUAUGGAUUCAAUUUGUAACUGAAUAGAGUAUGUCAUUAAGAGCUUAUGUAUUUGUUUAUUUUGUUUUAAUAACUACUUUCAAGACAGGUGUUCAAAAAUCUGAUAAGGGUUAGUGCAUGUGGGAAAACAGGGUGUGUUUGAUCAGGGUGAAUUUCUACCAGGAACUAUAAUCAUUAAACUAUCUAUAACUGGGGAAUGGAUUAUGCAACACUGUUCUAAGAUUUCCAUAUUGUCUAAGGUUCUUCCAUGGUAUUUACUCAAUAUAUAUUUUCUUCUGUUG